AGGGGAUAAAUACCCUCCGUGAGCCCAUGGAGAGGGUGGUCUGCAUUCAGCGCGGCCAAUCCCUUCCUUAAGAUCGCUUGACUGUGAUUGAGUGUUACCCCUGACAUUCAGGAUGAUUUAUGAACGUAUUGCAGAGACCCUUGAUGGGCAUUACCUUCCACUGGCAGCUGGCCUUGUCUUCUUGUUUGUCGCGGGAAAAUGCUUCUACGAGUGGUUCAUCAACCCUGUACAUAAAUUCCCAGGACCAAAACUAGCGGCAGUCACCCGCCUGGUCCAUAUGUAUCACUAUCUCGCGGGAGAUGAGCUUGCCUGGGUGAGAAACCUCCAUCUGGUCUAUGGGGACGCCGUCCGAACCUCCCCCGACCAGGUUAGCUACUCGUCCGCGGAGGCAUGGAGAAGUAUCUACGGCCACGCGAGCGCGACCAAGAAGUCCACCGAGAAGGAUACACGCUUCUUUGGCCGGACUCUGAACGGAAUCCCGGACAUCAUCCGCGCCCCAGCUGUUGACCACUCGCGCUUCCGUCGCAAUUUCUCGCAUGCCUUCUCGGACAAGGCCUUGCGCGAGCAGCAGCCACUCAUCGCCCACUACGCGGACAUGCUGAUCGAGAAGCUCCGAGCGAUCGUCGAAACUGACCCCAAAGCAAAGAUCGAGAUGGUUCUGAUGUACAACCUGACCACGUUCGACAUCAUGGGUGAUCUGACCUUUGGAGAUCCCCUCAAUCUGUUGGCAGGCACUGGCAACGUAGGAUGGGUGACCUCCAUCUUCUCCAGCGUCAAGGUCAAUACUCUUAAACGUGUCGCACGAUACUACCCAUGGUGCUCCUCUUUGCUCAACCAGGUUCUUCCCCGGUCACUGAAACAAAGGCAAGCGUCACAUCAUCAGUCCUGCAAGGAGCGGGUCGAUUGGCGAGUGGAUCAGAGUCUCGACCGACCUGAUAUUUGGGGUCUCAUCAUGGCACAGAAGGACUCCCUACGUCUGAGUCGCGAGGAGAUGUACGCCAAUUCCCAGCUGUUCAUGGUCGCCGGCACAGAAACCACCGCCACGGCCCUGAGCGGCCUCACCUACCAGCUGUUGCUGAACCCCGACAAGCUGGAAAAGAUUACCAAGGAGGUUCGAGACACUUUUGAGCGGGACUCGGAUAUCGAUAUGCUCCGCUUGGCACAGAUGAAAUAUUUGAACCGGUGCAUCGAGGAAGGCUUGCGAAUGUACCCGCCCGUCCCCUCGGGAAUGCCUCGUGUCACCCCCAAGGAGGGUAUGGAAAUCUGCGGCGAAUACAUGCCUGGAAAUACGGCGGUUUCCGUACACCACUGGGCCACAUAUCGCAACCCGCGAAACUUCACCCGGCCCGAUGAGUUCCUCCCUGACCGCUGGACUGACGACCCUGAGUUUGCAGGCGACAACAAGGCUGCUUUCCAGCCAUUCUCUUUCGGCCCUCGCAACUGCCUGGGCAAAAACCUCGCGUAUCAUGAGAUGCGACUCAUCCUGGCCAAGGUCCUCUUUCACUUUGAUCUGACCCUGGCUCCGGAAUCGAUAGGUUGGGAGAAGCAAAGAGCGUGGACGCUAUGGGAAAAGAACAACCUGAUGGUCCAACUGACCCCACGGGUCUAG
Aspergillus sclerotioniger CBS 115572 is the source of this 1609-nucleotide messenger RNA. RefSeq names its product cytochrome P450. The transcript has 4 exons. The coding region runs from base 113 to 1609 and encodes 498 amino acids. NCBI's taxonomy places the organism in Eukaryota, Fungi, Ascomycota, Eurotiomycetes, Eurotiales, Aspergillaceae. The record is from RefSeq and is a predicted model, not a curated record. Gene Ontology annotation, molecular function: iron ion binding; heme binding; oxidoreductase activity, acting on paired donors, with incorporation or reduction of molecular oxygen.